GUUCGCCCCCUGCUAUUUAGAAAAUGUUAUCAAUUGAAUUUCUUAUUUCAUCCAUUCUUCUCGUCAGUAAUAUUUGAGAAAUUGUUAAGAGAAGUGUGAAAAAAUAUAUCGUGUUGUGGUUGAUUAUAUAAAAUUGAAGAAAUUAUGACGAUUAAACGACGCUUCUUGUUAAUUGCAUCUAUUUUGAUGUCUUUUCACUUUCACUUGUUGAAAGCUGACGUUCAAAGCAUAGAAGUUAAAGAAACUAACUCAACAUCAUAUUCAUCGUCUGAUGAAGAUUAUUAUGAUGACAUCGGUGACGAUGAAGAGAGUUUUGGUAACACAACCGAUCAGAACAAAACUUGCAUAUAUGGAGGGAAAAAGAAAUUAGGUAAUAAAUGUGAAUUGUUUCUUAGUGAGAAUCACAAAAUUUAUUGA
Molecule: messenger RNA, 417 nt
Organism: Clunio marinus
Lineage: Eukaryota; Metazoa; Arthropoda; Insecta; Diptera; Chironomidae
Source: the annotation of a GenBank genome assembly